GCUUGGGCUACAGAGUGAGACACUGUCUCAAAAAAAAAAAAAAAAAUUAUCCGAUUGGGCCUAGCAAUUAAUUGAAAAAGCUGGUUAAAGCAACUUUCGUUAAAAAACACCUAAGUUCUCUACACAUCUCAUUUUAUUAUUUUCUUACACAUCUCGCAUUAAAUGGAAACAUACACGUUCUUACUCCUAGGCUGGUCUUCCUGACCUUUCUCUGAGUGUGGGCUUGCUGACCAGAGUUCCUGUAUUGUUACUUUCUAGUUUUGGUUUCUUUAAAACAGAGCAAGAACUUAAAGGCAAAGGAAUCUGAGUGUGAAAGCCAUCUGGGUUUUUACAAAAUGUCCCCAAUGUUCAGUUAUCAUGUCUGCAUCUUUUUCAACAGAAACAUUCUCUGAGUAAUUCCAAAGUCAUCCCAAAGUGGUCAACAGGUAUUUAUAGAAACAACUCGUUCGUCUACUCGCUCUGAGGUGCAGCACAGGUGCUUCAGAGCUCAGACUGUGCCAGUGGAUUCAAACUCCAACUCACUUACUAGCUGAUGACCUUGGCUAAGUUAUUUAACCUGUCUGUGCCUGUUCCCCAUAUGUAAAAUUGGGGUUUCAGCUAUUAUUGCUGCUUUGAUGGUUCCUGGGAUGUUAAAUUCAAUUAUGUAAUUACAAGUACAACUGCCAUGAACAGGUUUGGGAACCAACUUGACUCUUGAUAAGCAUCUGAUUUAACUGAAGGAGCCGCAGGCCAAGGGUGUGCUAGAGACUGGCCUACUGCUGUGAGUGUUCAGCAUGCCAAGGGCAUUAGUCAGUAAGUUUCACACAAGGAAACGGAAAGCAUUAGGUAAGCCAGGUCAGUGACGCCCCUGAUAGUUAAGAACAACUGUACUAAAUCUGUCACCAUCUGUCAUCCAACCCUGGCCACAAUGAGGGGAAUCACCUGGGGAACUGUAAACAACAUGACGUCCUGGCACCCCCAGAGGCUGAUGUAAGUGGUACCAGGUGGCCUGGGCAUUUCUAAAAGCUCCCAGAUCUUUACGAGCAGGGAUGAGCACCCAAGGGCUAGAAGGGAAGCCCUUGGAGGGCACGGCCCGCCUUUCUGAUCUCACAACUGUACAGUGCCUGGCAUGGUUCCUGGCCACAGCGGGCCCUCACAUCCUAGCUUUUAAAUGAAUAAAUGGUGGCCACUAGGUUUCACACACUGGGGACAGGCUUGAUUCCCUCUUCCCGGCUCUCCUACUGUGCCAGUAGGCAGAAAUCAACCACACAAUAUUGCUGAGGACAAAGGCACCAAUAGGAAGCCUCAGCGGGGAGCAACACUUCCCCCAGAAACAGUUCCAGGAGGUGCCAGGCGCCAGCCAGGGCUGCAGUUAAUCAUUCACCCCACAGCACAGGAAGUGAGGCCUACGCCAGUCCCAGCCCCAGCCCCACAGCACAGGAAGUAAAGCCUACGCCAGUCCCAGCCUCAGGACUUCCUGAGCUCCGGGCAGGUCCUCUCAGUCCACACAUCAUCCAGAUGGGACAGCCCAGUCCAGACCAGCCACAGUGGCUUGAGUCCGGGUGCACCUCUGGUCACCUGGCAGCCUCUUCAGCUCAGCCCCUCACAAAGUGUAGGCCUGAAGGACCACCCUGAAUUGCCCUUGUAGGACCCAGGACGGCUACCCAGCAGAAUCAGAUUCUCAUGGACCAACUAGUAAUCAAGAAGACAAUCUGGAAUGAUGAGUUCUGGCAGAACCCCUGGGACCAGGGGGGCCUGGCAGUGAUUAUCUUAUUCAUCGCCGCUGUCCUGCUUCUCAUCUUAUUUGCCAUCAUGUUUGAUUUACUCACUUCCACAAAAAACACCCAGUGUGAAAAGCGUGAAGAGGAGUGACCUGACUUUCUAGGGGCUGAGAUGGCAGCAGGGGGAGUCCUAACACAAUGAACAGUUCAUUUUGAUAGCAGCCAGAGAUGCCAGCUUCCACUGUGAUUUUUGGAACCUUCCUUCCUGGAGUCUUCUGCCCCCUAGUGCAAUCUGGACCCGUUUUCCGUAGGCCUGGGACACAGCUACCUUUCAGGACUACCCUCCAAUAUUGUCCUGCGCCAAGACUUACUCCUGG
Molecule: messenger RNA, 2077 nt
Organism: Cebus imitator (Panamanian white-faced capuchin)
Lineage: Eukaryota; Metazoa; Chordata; Mammalia; Primates; Cebidae
Gene: ERLN
Product: small integral membrane protein 6
Exons: 4
Coding region: 1663-1851 (62 amino acids)
Source: RefSeq, a predicted model, not a curated record